Messenger RNA from Jaminaea rosea, 2487 nucleotides. Its product is annotated as putative SEC27-coatomer complex beta subunit. The record is from RefSeq and is a predicted model, not a curated record. Gene Ontology annotation, molecular function: structural molecule activity; protein binding. The transcript has 6 exons. Bases 1 to 2487 code for a protein of 828 amino acids. Gene Ontology annotation, biological process: intracellular protein transport; intra-Golgi vesicle-mediated transport; endoplasmic reticulum to Golgi vesicle-mediated transport. Gene Ontology annotation, cellular component: COPI vesicle coat. NCBI's taxonomy places the organism in Eukaryota, Fungi, Basidiomycota, Exobasidiomycetes, Microstromatales.
AUGCUACUCGACAUCAACCGCAAGCUCUUUGCGCGCUCCGAUCGCGUAAAGGCAGUCGACUUCCAUCCGACGGAACCAUGGCUCCUGGCUGGCUUGUACAGCGGCCAAGUCAACAUCUGGAACUAUGAGACGGGAGCACUCCUCAAGACCUUCGAGGUCGCAGAGGUUCCCGUCCGAUGCGUCAAAUUCAUUGCUAGGAACAACUGGUUCGUCGCCGGCAGUGACGACUUCCAUCUGCGAUGCUUCAACUACAAUACGCAUGACAAGGUGGCUGCCUUUGAGGCUCACCCAGACUAUAUCAGGUGCAUGGCUGUCCACCCUACCGCAUCGUACCUCGUCACCGGCAGCGACGACAUGACCAUCAGACUAUGGGACUUUGACAAGAACUGGAAGCACGUGCAGACGUUCGAGGGCCACACGCACUACAUCAUGAACCUCGCCUUCAACCCCAAGGAUUCCAAUACCUUUGCCUCAUCCUGCCUCGACCGAACAGUCAAGAUUUGGACGCUCGGCUCCAACCAAGCAAACUUCACCCUCGAAGCCCACGACAAGGGUGUCAACUACGUCGACUAUUACCACGGCGGUGACAAGCCCUACCUCCUCACCUGUGGAGACGACCGCACCAUCAAGGUAUGGGACUACAUCUCCAAGUCGUGCGUCCAGACGCUUGGCGGGCACACAUCCAAUGUCAGCUACGCCGUCUUCCACCCAAGCCUGCCUCUCAUCGUCUCGGGUUCCGAGGAUGGGACGGUCAAGCUUUGGCAUGCAAACACGUACCGUCUUGAGUCGACGCUAGACUAUGGACUGGAGCGAGCAUGGUGUGUGGCCUACCGCCGCAAGGGCAACGAUAUCGGUCUUGGAUUCGACCACGGUGCCGUUGUUGUCAAGCUCGGCAAGGAGGAGCCGAGCGUCAGCAUGGAUGGGUCCGGGAAAGUCGUUUGGGCAAAGGGGGCAGAAGUGGCUGCAGCCAACGUCGCCGCCGUUGAGUCACCCGAGUCCCUUGUGGAUGGAGCUCGUGUGGCUGUACCUCAUCGCGAAAUGGGCACCACCGAAGUCUUCCCGCAAACCCUCCAGCAUUCCCCGAAUGGCCGCUUCGUAUCCGUAUGCGGUGAUGGCGAGUUCAUCAUCUACACUGCGCUGGCGUGGAGGAAUAAAGCCUUUGGACCCGGGUUGAGCUUCGCAUGGGCGCCGGACAGCAACACGUAUGCGGUACGAGAAGCGGGCGGAAAUGUCAAAGUGUUCCGCAACUUCAAGGAGCGCUCUGGUCUUGUCAACCCAGGCUUCAAGGCCGAAGACGUGAAAGGUGGCGCCCUCCUCGGUGUCAUCGGCCAGGGCUUCGUCUGCUUCUACGACUGGGAAUCGGGCGCGCUUGUUCGACGCAUCGACGUCGAGGCCAAGGACGUGCACUGGUCCAGCACCAACGAGCUCGUAGCAAUCACCAGCGACGAUUCCUUCUACAUCCUGCGUUUCGAUCGUGCAGCAUACGAUGCAUACCUCGAGGCUGGAGAUUUGGAUGACGAGCAAGGAGCGGAGGAUUCAUUCGACGUCAUCACCGAGAUCUCAGAAAGCGUACGCACGGCCAAGUGGACCGGAGAAUGCUUCGUCUACACCAACGCAAAUCACCGCAUUCAGUAUCUCGUGGGCGAGCAGACGCAUACGAUCAACCACACGGAUGCGGAGCUCUACUUGCUUGGCUACCUGCCACAGCACGGCAGAGUUUACCUGGUGGACAAGGACCUCACCGUCUACUCCUACUCCCUCUCCCUCGCGGUCAUCGAGUACCAAACCGCCAUCCUCCGCAGCGACUUUGACGAAGCAGCCACGAUCCUGGACCGCGUACCAGCAGAGCAGCGCAACCGCAUUGCCCGCUUCCUCGAGUCUCAAGGGCAAGAGAAGCUGGCACUGCAAGUCAGCACUGACCCUGACCAUCGCUUUGACCUGGCAGUAGGGAUGGACGACUUCGACACGGCGCUAGAGAUUGCACGUAACGCGCCUGGAGCUGGGACGGCUGUUGCUGGUGGGGAGAGCAGAUGGAGAACGAUUGGAGACGCAGCGCUUUCCAAGUGGAAUCUGCCCCUUGCAGAAGAGUGCUUCACGAGAGCAGAGGAUCUUCCGGCCCUGCUUCUGCUUGCAACUACCAAGAGCGACGCAACACUGCUAUCCAAAUUGGCAGAGCAAGCAGCCGCUCGCGGCGCUACGAACAUUGCCUUUGCUGCCCGCCUUCAGCUCGGCGACGUACACGGCUGUAUCGAGCUCCUGGCAUCGGCAGAUCGACUUCCCGAGGCGGCCAUCUUUGCUCGCACGUACGCGCCUAGCGCUGUGAGUGGGAUUGUGAAGAGGUGGAAGGCUAGCGUGGGUGGGAAGAGCAAGCGACCGAAGCAGAGGGCCAUUGCGGCUAGCAUUGCCGAUCCAGAGGUAGACGAGGAGGCGUUCGAGGAGGGGUGGGCGGAUGCACUUAGCCUUGAGAGGGAGGCGCAAGCGGCAUAA